Molecule: messenger RNA, 339 nt
Organism: Cantharellus anzutake
Lineage: Eukaryota; Fungi; Basidiomycota; Agaricomycetes; Cantharellales; Hydnaceae
Exons: 4
Coding region: 1-339 (112 amino acids)
Biological process (GO): regulation of DNA-templated transcription
Molecular function (GO): zinc ion binding; DNA-binding transcription factor activity, RNA polymerase II-specific
Source: RefSeq, a predicted model, not a curated record
AUGUCAUCUCCCGCAAGUGCGAUCAAACGCCCCAAAGAGACAAACGGUUGUCUCAUUUGCAGGCUACGUAAAAAGAAAUGUAACCGAAUCAGCGAGGGCGAUCGCAGCUGCGAAGACUGUUCCCGGCUCCUGCUCCACUGCAUUCCCCAGCACGGCGUCCUGCACCUCGAUACGGCGGAACUGGCCAACAUGGCGGAAUGGUGCAAGAUAGAAAUCAAGAGUGCCAUAGAUGCCCGACGAACCCGAUGCGAGAUGGUUCCGCUCCCCCGUACCUUGGAACUGGCGAACACGUUACGAAAUGCUGAGAUCACGACCGAUCCCGCUGUCCAGAACGCAUGA